GCCAAUCAACGGCCUUCUCUCCGGAGCGCGCGCGCGCGCGUCGCGGGGGAGGUGAAGUUUUGAAAUAAUUUGGAGGGAGCGGCCUGAGGAAAAGGUCGGGGUUUCCUUAGUUUUUGGCUUCGGAAGUGGAUGAGCGGAAUGCCGCAAUGAGUCACUUAAGAAAUUACAGAACAAGAUACAUCAACAAAGAAAGGCAAGGGAAACCUGUUGACAUACCAGGAGAUGAGGUGUUGAAAUAUAUACAAGACUGCUUUGAAAAUUGUGCCAAAAACCUUGCGGUAUGUUCUCCUGCUGUAUCGUGUUCAUCGUCCUCUACUCUUCAGCAGGAUCAAGAUGAAUUUCCAUUUGAAAGCGAAGAGAAAGAACAACCAGAGCCAGAAAUAUGUCUGCCAAAUGAAUUUAAUGCUGUCUCUUGUGUACUAUCACCAAAUAAUAAAGACAAAAGUCCUGGUGAGAAUGUAUCAGAAGAUGAUGAAGAAUCAAAUAUCGGGGAUUUUCUGGAGGAUGAUAUUGAUAUCUUGGCCUUAGGAUCACCUGCUCUCAUACAGCUUGAUGAAAAUUUUGAAGAAAUAAAUGCAGCCAAUGUGGAUCCAGAAGGUGACUGUGAAUUUUUGAUAGAGGACUCAAUUGGGAUGUCUUCCAGAUCUUUGGUUUCAGCAUCUCAAAAGAAACAAAAGCCACAAAGAAAGGAUGUAAUAUCUGCACCAUCUGGAUCAAAAAAGGAAGCAAAUAAGCCUAGUUUGAGAAAAAUAGAUAGUAAUGCUUCAGAAAAACCUGUCCCACCAAGCCUAGUAAACCAAACCAAGAUGAAGUCAACAAAUGUUGCUGAAGCCACUGCUGGUAGGUUGAAAAAUAUUUCACUGACUAGUGAAAUGAUGUCUUUAAUAGAUGACCAGCCAUUGCUGGUUUUAAAUACCUUCCAAGAAGAAAGACAGAAAAUACACUCCAAAGGUAUGGCGUCAAAAGAAAUAAGCAACAAAAUUCCUGCAGGUAUAAAUAACACAGAGGACCAUGUAGCCUUAUUGGAAGAGAAUGACAGUGCUUCAAUACAAUCACAACCUGUUUUAGGGACAGAAGAAUCAUCAUCCAAUGGUAAGGGAACUGUGAAACACAAGCACUCAAAAACAAAAACUUCAAUAGAAAGGCAGAAUGAGGAGAACCAGAAGAAUGCCCCUGUCAUCAUGGACUUGGAGAAUAACAAGUCCUUCGAGAAUAUAGGUUCUGUUUUGAGACCCAUUUUAUCCAUGGAACCCUCAGAACAAAAGUCAUCCAAUAAAAAUUCUCAACCUGCAGGACUAAAGUCACAUAAUAAAAAACUCCUUAAAAAGCAAAAAAACCCAAGAACUGCACAAUCUGAAAAACAACCUCAAACUCAGAGGAGUGCCAUUAAAGAACCUGUUAUUAGACCCACUAGAAGGAAAAAGAUAGUACUGGCUUCAGAUGAGAGCUCUGAAACUGAACAUGAAGAUGAACACCUUAACAAAGGGGUUAAAAACUCCAACUCAUAUAAGCUAAACAAACCAAAUCAUUCAAGAGAGGCAUCUCAAAAAAGAAGACAGACUUCUUCAAAUUCUGAAGGUAGUGAUUGUGAAAGGGUAUCUUACCAAGAAGACGCUGUCUGUCUGACAGAAGAAAGAUUAUAUCCUUCUGAGAAGCAAGCAAAUAGCACUACAGAUUCAAUACAAAAUGCAGCCACUGUGGAUCCAGAAUAUGACUGUGAGUUUUUGAUAGAGGAGUCAUUUGGGAUGUCUUUUAGAUCUUUGAUUUCAGCAUCUCAAAAGAAACAACAGCCACAAAGAAAGAAUGUAAUAUCUGCACCAUCGGGAUCAAAAAAGGUGAAUAAGCCUAGUGUUAGAAAAAAAGAUAAAAAAACUUCAGAAAAGCCUGUCCCACAAAACCUAGUAAACCAAACAAAGAUAAAGUCAACAGAUGUUGCUGAAACCACUGUUGGUAGGUUGAAAAAUGUUUCAAUGACUAGUGAAAUUAUGCCUUUAAUAGAGGACCAGCAAUUGCUGGUUUUAAAUACCUCCCAAGAAGGAAGACAAAAUAUACACUCCAAAGGUGUGGCUGCAGAAGAAAUAAGUAGCACAAUUCCUGCAGGUAUAAAUAAGACAGAGAACCAUGCAGCCUUAUUGGAAGAGAAUGACAGUGCUUCAGUACAGUCACAACCUGUUUUAAGGACAGAAGAAUCAUCAUCCAAUGGUAAGGGAGCUGUGAAACAUAAACACUCAAAAACAAAAACUUCAGUAGAAAGGCAGAAUGAGGAGAACCAGGACAAUGCCCCUGUCAUCAUGGACUUUGAGAAUAACCAGCCGUUUGAGAAUAUAGACACGUACUCUGAACACUCAGAUUCUCUUUUGAGACCCAUUUUGUCUGUGGAACCUGCAGAACAAAAGCCAUCCAAUAAAAAUUCACAAUCUGCAGGACUAAAGUCAAAUAAUAAAAAACUACUUAAAAGGCAAAAACCUCCAAGAACUGCACAAUCUAAAAAACAACCCCAAACUCAGAGGAGUGCUAUUAAAGAAUCUGUUAUUAGACCCACGAGAAGGAAGAAGAUAGUACUGGUUUCAGAUGAGAGCUCUGAAACUGAACAUGAAGAUGAACACCAUGACAAAGGGGUUAAAAACUAUUCAUAUAAGCUAAAAAAACCAAAUAAUUCAAGAGAGGCAUCUCAAAAAAGAAGACAGGCUUCUUUAAUAAGUUCUGAAGAUAGUGAUUGUGAAAGGGUAUCUUACCAAGAAGAUUCUUUCUGUCUGACAGAAGAAAGAUUAUAUUCUGAGAAGCAAUCAAAUAGCACUGCAGAUUCAUUACAGUAUUCUUCUAUACCAGAUGUAAAUAUGAACAAUGCCAGUGGCCCACUCAUUCACAGCAAAAAAUCUUCCAAGCAGAAGAAGACCUUUGACAGCAAUGAAUCAAGUUUAGGUGAAUCUGGAGACUACAUAGACUCUCUGGAUGAAUUAGCAUCAAAUUCACUAAAGCGCAAAUUAGUCUUGCCCACCAACACACCCAAUGUUCGUCGGACUAAAAGAAUGCGUAUCAAGCCAUUGGAGUAUUGGCGUGGAGAACGUGUUAAAUAUAGGACCAGGCCUUCAGGAGGCUUUGUCUUUCACGGGAUAAUAUCACCUGAACAAAAAGAACCCAUAAAACCUAAAUCUAAAAAGACAACAUAUCCUGUUAUGGAAUUGGACAAUAUGCCAGAGAGCUCCUUACAAGAUCCUCCUCAGCCAGCUGUUGUAUUUGAUGUGGAGUCAAAUCAAGGGGUUCUUUUACAAUGUGUGAAUACUGGUACUUCACACUUGCAUUUCAUCAAUAAUGAAGCAGUGUCCAUAUAUAAAUAUCUGACUACACCUUCCUUUUCGGCUGGAAAAAUGAUAUUAAAACCAUUAAAAGAAAAAGGAUAUCAGUAUUCUUAUACAGAUACGCUGGUCUUUAAUAUUACUAAAGGCAAAAUUCUCUUGACUCUGUAUGACCAGUAUUACCAUUUAACAGUUGGAGACUAUUUCUUUAUUCCACCUGGGAAUGUUUACAACAUACGCAAUCUCUUGAAUAAAGAAUGUAUCAUCCUCUUCACACAGCUGAAAGGAAAGAGGUCAGAAUGCGAAUGAAAAUUACCUUUGUAUCCUGAUUUCUUGGAAGAUCACAGAGAUCACCCUACGGUGUUAAUUGCAAGGUUUCUCAGCAAUUUUGUUUCCUUACCGGCUCUCCAGUUACAUUUUCCAGGACCACAAAAUAAAUGCAGCUAUAUUUACAGCUGAGUUGUAUGUUUUCUUGAAGGUUCAAAUUGCAGGAGCUCUCUGAUUCUUUGUAAUAAAAAUAUCGGUGACUCUAAAUGAGACAAACUAUUAAAAACAGUUUUAUUUGAAAUCAUUCAAAUUGCCUUCAAGUAGCACUAAACAGGAUGAACAGGCAGGCUCUUGUUCUAUCAGCAUCAGUGGCAUAAGCCAAAGCUAUUGCUUCUAUUGCAGCUGUAGUGUUGCCUUACACUGGACAAGUGGGAGAGAGCUGGUUUCUGCCUUGAAAGCAAUUUGCUGCACUGCUUUCCUGGUACAGUACUGCUGCAAUGCUGGAGCUGGAGGCAGGCUUUCUCUAAAGCAAUGGUUCUCAACCUGUGGAUCCCCAGGUGUUUUGGCCUACAACUCCUAGAAAUCCCAACCAGUUUACCAGCUGUUAGGAUUUCUGGGAGUUAAAGGACAAAACAUCUGGGGACCCACAGGUUGAGAACCACUGCUCUAAAGCUCUCAAAUAUUCAUGCAAAUGGACAUCACAGCCAGAGUGAAGGAGAAGUUGAAUAACAUUAGCACAGGGAUAUUUGUUGCUUUCUCCUCCAUUCUGUGCUUAAAAGGUUUGUUCACAUAUUAGAUAUUGUUCUUCAUCUUUUUGUAUGUCUAAUAUAUAUGUUAAUAAAAUAAUCAUUUUGCUUA
This is a messenger RNA of Anolis carolinensis (green anole), 4421 nucleotides long. RefSeq names its product centromere protein C (gene cenpc). Gene Ontology annotation, cellular component: kinetochore. Lineage: Eukaryota; Metazoa; Chordata; Lepidosauria; Squamata; Anolidae. Gene Ontology annotation, molecular function: centromeric DNA binding. Gene Ontology annotation, biological process: attachment of mitotic spindle microtubules to kinetochore; kinetochore assembly; spindle attachment to meiosis I kinetochore. The transcript is spliced from 18 exons. Bases 147 to 3605 code for a protein of 1152 amino acids. The record is from RefSeq and is a predicted model, not a curated record.